CUCGAACCACUAAAACUUCUGGGAAAUGUAGUCUACACUCAGAAAAACAUAGGACCAGCCAACAUCGACUGAUUCCGUCCGGUACUGAGCCCGGGAUUGGCGGAGCCCAGGAGACCUCUGGGAGUGCUAGCCAGCCCAAGGAGUGCGCAGGCGCAGACUUUCUGGCUGGGCACCGUCGUCUUUGUCUGCUGGCCAGCUUCCUUGUGCAGCCCCAAGAGCUGCGGUUUCCUUAUCCUUCAAAACCUCUGAGGGUCCUAAGCUUUCAGCCUGAGUUCUGGGAUGCUGCUUUGACCCUCAACAGUAAUGUCUCAGUCCUGUGGCACUAUUUAGAAGUUUAGUCACCAGUUCAAACAAGAAGAGCAAUGGAUGACUGAGGAAGAAAUGUAAAGGAGGUGUUCCCCAGAAAAGACCUGGAAAUUUAUAAAUAGAUAAAGACAACCUGAAAGACUUGUGAGUUAAGUCUCAUCUUUCUCUGUGAAAACACAGCCAAUGAAAAACUCAGAAAACCUAUGAAACAGAAAAAUAUUUCCUUUGAGCACAGAAAUCAGUUCUUUAAGACUACACCUCUAUGUAUGGGACUGAGUUUAAAAGAGUUUGGAACAUAAUUUAUACUUAAAUAUGAGAGAAACUGUCUAAGAAAGAACCAUUAGGUAUAUAAUGAGGGUGCUAUAUUUCAUCCCAUUUUGUAAUCAUCUAAACUCAGGAUAACCAGUGUGAAAAAGUCAUUAUAAAUUCAACUUCAUUAUAUACCUGAGAAUUAAUUUUGGAGAGAAACCGUAUGAAUUCAGUGAUAUGGAAAAGCUUUCAUCCAUGUCACAUGUCAAUAUAUACUAAGGAAUUAUUAUUGGAGAAAAUAUCUGUACAUGAUAAGAAUGUUGGAAAGCCUUCAGCCUGAAUCAGAUCUCCUUCAGCAUGAUGAAAUUCAUACUAGAGAGAAACUUUUUGAAUGUAAUGAAUGUGGAAAAACGUUUAGCCUGAAGCCAGACUUCAUAGAGCAUAAGAAAAUGCAUACUGGAGAGAAAUCACAUGAAUGUACUGAAUGUGGUAAAGUGUUCUCUCGAGUCUCAUCCCUUACUCUACAUUUGAGAAGUCAUACAGGAAAGAAACCAUAUAAAUGUAAUAAAUGUGGAAAAGCCUUCAGCCAGAAGGGAAACUUCCUUUCUCAUCAGAAACAUCACAUUGGAGAGAAACCUUAUGAAUGUGGGAAAGCUUCUAUUCAGAUGCCAAACCUCAUUAAACACCAGAGAAAUCAUACUGAAAACAAACCCUAUGCAUGUAAGGAAUGUGGGAAAGUGUUCAGUGGCAAAUCAUAUCUCACUGAGCAUGAGAAAAUUCAUACAGGAGAGAAACCCUUUGAAUGUAAUCAGUGUGGAAGAGCCUUCAGCCAGAAGCAAUACCUCAUUAAACAUCAGAAUAUCCAUAGUGGAAAGAAACCCUUUAAAUGUAAUGAGUGUGGAAAAGCCUUUAGCCAAAAGGAAAACCUCAUUAUCCAUCAAAGAAUACAUACUGGAGAGAAACCUUAUGAAUGUAAAGGAUGUGGGAAAGCUUUCAUUCAGAAGUCAAGCCUCAUUAGACACCAGAGAAGUCAUACAGGAGAGAAACCCUAUAUAUGUAAGGAAUGUGGAAAAGCAUUCAGUGGCAAAUCAAAUCUCACUGAGCAUGAGAAAAUUCAUAUUGGAGAGAAACCCUAUAAAUGUAAUGAAUGUGGAACAAUCUUUAGGCAGAAGCAAUACCUCAUUAAACAUCACAAUAUUCAUACAGGAGAAAAACCCUAUGAAUGUAAUAAAUGUGGAAAAGCCUUCUCUCGAAUUACAUCCCUUAUUGUACAUGUGAGAAUUCAUACAGGUGAUAAACCUUAUGAAUGUAAAAUAUGUGGGAAAGCCUUCUGUCAAAGCUCAUCUCUUACUGUGCAUAUGAGAAGCCAUACAGGGGAGAAGCCCUAUGGUUGUAAUGAAUGUGGGAAAGCUUUCUCUCAGUUCUCAACUCUUGCUCUACAUAUGAGAAUCCAUACUGGAGAAAAACCUUAUCAGUGUAGUGAAUGUGGGAAAGCUUUUAGCCAGAAGUCACAUCAUAUUAGACACCAGAGAAUUCAUACUCAUUAAAGCUCUAUGAAUGCCUUGAAUUUAGGAAAACUUUCAACAGAAUUCAUACUUAGUAGUAUAUCAGAAAAUUCAUUUUACAGUAAAGUGAUGUGAAUGUGGAAAAUCCUUCAGCAACAACUCAAACCUUAAAAUACUGAGAAUUUUAAUAAUAAGUAUCAUAGUAUCGUGAAAACCUAUAGCCACAGAACCCCCACAACAAACAUUGUUAAUGCUGUACUCUUAGGAACAUUCUCAUUGAAGUAAGGAUCCAGUCAUGGACAAUAAUCAACAUGGUUCUGGAAGGCCUACCUGAUGCGUUAAGACAAAGAUAUGAGAGGUAUAAAGAUUUGAAGUUGAGACAAAAUUGUCAUUUUUUCUUAUGUUUUGCUGCAUAUAUAAUCAUCAAAAUUAUUUCCUCUUGAUUCAGUCAUAGAAAAUAGAUCGUGACAGAAUAUUAUAUCCACAAACAUGCAUGUCUUUAUGGGGAAUUGGUAAUUGAGAGGGGUGGUAUCAGAAAUCAGUAGGGAAAUCAUGGAUGAUUUAAAAAAUGGUCUCAGGGUAAUUGACACUUCAUAUGGGAAAAUAUUAGAUCUUUGCUCUUUCCUACAUUAAAAUAUUUAUUAUGAAAUCCAAAAGUAUUGAAUACUGGAAUCAAAAAGUAAAACUUAAACAUAAGAAUUUUAUGGGAGAAUGUUUUUAAAACCUUGGAUUAGGAAAAAUAUUCUAAAGUAUAUUCCAGAAUACCCACUCUUGAGUAUAUAUAUAUAUACCCAAGAAACUGAUACAUGUACCCAGGGAGUCAUAUGAAUUAUAUUAGCAUGAAUUAUAUUAGCAAAAAAUUGGAAACAAAUGUCUGCUGCUUGUGAAAUGGAUGAGUAAAAUGUAGUAGAGGCACACAGUAGAAUAUUCUCUAGCAGUUGAGUAUAACAAAUUAUAUGUAUUAACAGAAAGAUGUGAAAAAUUAAGUAGAUUGAAGAAAAAUGAAGUGAUGAAUAUAUUAUGAUAACUUGUGUGGAUUAAUUAAAUCAACACUAACCAACACUAGUAUUAAGCAUUGGUUAUGUAUGAACAUUUUUAUGUAAAACCAUGAAGAAUGGAUUGGAAUGAUAUACACUCUAUUCCCAAAAAUGGCUGCCGCUAGAAAGAAAGGCAGUAGAAAUGAAAUGGGACCAAGCAUGGAAGUUAAAGAAUGCUUUUUUGUAUCUAAAUAUCUAUCAUUAAAAAGAAAUAAAGAUUACAAGUAAAUAUAACAAAAAGUUAGUUAAUUCCAGGUUGUGGUAAUAUAUGUGUUUAUUCUAUUGUUGGUGCUAUUUCUUCUAAACUUCUGAAAAUUAAAAAAGAGAUAGGAGUAGGGAAGCUAUACUGGAAGUGCAUGUUAUAAUGGACUCACAUUCUCGGUCACAUGUUAAUAUUUUUUGGAAAAUAUUUCUGAAAUCAUAGUUUUAUUAUAAAUUAUGAAAUAAUUUGUAAUUGAGAUGGUAGAUUAACAAAUACAAUUAUUUAAAUUUACUCUCAUAUCACAUCACUAAUUUGUAUGUGGUCUCUACUCAGAAGUUAUAGCAUGAUUUUGCAACAGGUUGGUGGGAUCACACAUUUAAGGAUCAAAUGAAUUUAAUAGUACAUGCACAGACUUGGUAGGAAGAAUUAGUUUUUACUGAAACAUCAGAAAUUUUAAUAACUCCACAUAACCAGUAUUGGCAUUAGAAAUUAGACAUUUUUAAAUGAGGAAACCAUGUUACUCUUAAAUUUUUUUUAUAUGCCUCUAAGUGAAACAUCAACUCUUGCAUUUCAGCUUCAAUUUUAACCUCAGACUAGUUUUUUUCUCUAUUCUACCAGACACACAUCAGUCAAUCUCCCUUUCUUGUUUGUUUCCUUGUAAAAAAGUGCAAAAAGGGACAUCACAGACCCUAACAGGAUUCUUUCAUUUGAAACAAAUGUUUUUGAGUAUUUUUGUUUACUUGAUCCCUUUCCUCAAUAACUUCUCAUAUAGAAAGAUGUUAGUACUUUUUUGAAUAGUGAUAAAGAUGAGUAUGCAACAUUUAAACCUUAGGCUGAUUUCAACUAUAUUUCCUUUAAACUCAAAAUAAUGACAUGCUAAUAUAACUAUAGCACUGUACUGCUUGUUAUUAGCUUUUUUAAAGGUUGGUCUUGAGAUAAGAUUAGAAAUGCCAGGGGUUGAUUUUCUGAGGUAAUGUACCUAAAUAACAUACAUGUGUACCUACAUAAAUCUAAAUUGUCCUCUUUUCUUCCAUUCCUCAUGAAUCAUUCUCUCAUAUUCCUUAAGUGUCCUGCCCGUGUGCUUGUGUGGCUUUGAAGUCACCAGAGCAACUAGGAACUCUAAUUCAGACCAAACUAGGACCACAUUUUGGUACCUAUAGUUGUCCAGUGCCAAGCCGCAGCAACGUGAAUGAUUGUGAUGGUCAGACAGAGUAAGAUGAGCAAUCACUGCACAAUAUUCUGAGAGACCAGGUACUGUAAAUUUAUUCAGCCAUUCCCCUAUUGAUUCAAUUUCUUGCUAGUCAUUUGCCACCACAAACAACACUACAGUAAACACCCUUAUAGUCAGCCCUUACAUUUCAGGUAUUUUUAUUUCUGGGGGAUAGAUUACAGGCAAGAGAUUGCUAGAUCAAAGGAUAUAUGCUAUUUUUAAAAUUUUAAUAGAUGCUAUCAGUCAUUUUCAAAAACAUAAGUUUUCUCUAGCCCUGCAAUAGAUGGUAGUAUACUAUUUAAAUUCAUGCUUUUCUGAUGAGUAUAAACCAUACCUGCUCCUAGAUUUGCUUCUUUGUAAAUUUUCAUAGCCCAUUUUCCUAUUGGAUUAUCUUUUUGUCAAUUUUGAAACCUCUUUAUAUAUUA
Diceros bicornis minor is the source of this 4934-nucleotide messenger RNA. RefSeq names its product zinc finger protein 260 (gene ZNF260). Gene Ontology annotation, biological process: regulation of transcription by RNA polymerase II. The record is from RefSeq and is a predicted model, not a curated record. Lineage: Eukaryota; Metazoa; Chordata; Mammalia; Perissodactyla; Rhinocerotidae. Gene Ontology annotation, cellular component: chromosome. Gene Ontology annotation, molecular function: chromatin insulator sequence binding. The transcript is spliced from 3 exons. Bases 864 to 2102 code for a protein of 412 amino acids.